AUGACAAUAAGGGAGAAAUCCGACGAGGUUCUUGCAAGAUUGAACCAGCUAAACUCGCGAUCGCAUGAAGAAAUAUUGGACAUUUUGACUCAACUUCCUUCCUUCGAAACGUCAUAUCCAAAAGCUUUAAAGGACGUAAAAUCAUUUGAAAGGAAGCUUGGUAUUGUAACGAGAUGGACUACAGCUUGUCCUGAAUUCAUCGCUGUCCAAAAGCGAGUGAAGGAAAGAAACCGUGAUAUCGCUCGAGAGAAACUCAAGACGAUACUUAUCGGUCAAACUCUGCUAAAAGAUGUGUUACAUCGUUCAAUGAUCAAUUCUGUGCACAAUGCAACAGCGAGGGCCAAAACAGCAUUGAAUAACUAUAAUAAAGCAUGUAAAUCGUUGGAUCUUACUUUUCAAGAUGUGAAAUAUGAUGAUAUAAAGUCAUUGGACGAUAGCACAUUCUGGGACCCAGGUACUGCGACAGAUAUUAACUUCCGCGCUCUUCGUCAGUAUAUGAACGUGCAACUUGCCACUGAAGUGCUUGUAUUGUUGAUGGAUAAAGAAGAGCAGCUUAAGCUACGCGCUAAACAGAUGCAAACGGAUGCAUCAAGCAGUAGAAGAAGAGAAACGCGGGGAAGGUUGAAGAAAGUUCUGGAGCAAGAUGUGGAAGAAGAGGACGAAGAUAUAGAGGAGGAAUGUCCGGAGGACAGACUCAUGAUCUCUUUUGCGGACAUCAUUAUGGGAAUAGUGCGUGCGGAAAGCGGUGAAGAGAGCAUCGAAGACUUGUUGCACGAGUUGAAAAUCCAGAACAAUGUCGACGCCAAUGACGUGCCAUAG
Molecule: messenger RNA, 819 nt
Organism: Zychaea mexicana
Lineage: Eukaryota; Fungi; Mucoromycota; Mucoromycetes; Mucorales; Lichtheimiaceae
Exons: 4
Coding region: 1-819 (272 amino acids)
Source: RefSeq, a predicted model, not a curated record